AUGUCAGCGUCUCUGGAAACAAUUCAUCUACCCCACCUCCCCUCGUCGCUAGAGGUCCAUGCUGCGCUCUACAAAGAUGUACAGAAUGCUGCUUCUCUGAGGCAGCAGCUUCUGUCAGCCAAUUCAAAUUUCGAAUAUGCAUUUAUUGACGCAAGUAUGGUUAUCUCUCGAGCACAUGCUCUCUCAGCUGUCUUUCGUGCCGUCAAUGACUACCUCAAUGAGCGCCUGAAGUCUCGCAAUAUCCACUCGGAAAUUGUCUUUUCGUUCAGCCCAACGAAUAACAUCGCCGACUCUUUUAGAAAGUUCGGUAUAAGCGACACCACCUGCAACCUACUGGUGGUCAAAGUUUCUGUGACUCCGGAUAUUACCCAUGACUCUGUCGCCGCACACCUAGCACAGAACGUCCAGGGCACGCUUUUACCAUUCGAUGACGAAGCACUCGCAGGGAUCUCCGACGUAGCGAAGAUCAAGAGGGCAUAUAAACUGGGCUCUUUGCCGUCCGCUUGUUCAAAGCAAGCGAAUGGUGCACCUGAUGAGGGGAAGAGGCAGCUCGAGCUAUCUGUAUUGGGAGCGAUUGCAUUGCGGGGAGCGACCUGA
Messenger RNA from Aspergillus mulundensis, 597 nucleotides. Its product is annotated as EKC/KEOPS complex subunit CGI121/TPRKB. Gene Ontology annotation, cellular component: nucleus; cytosol; EKC/KEOPS complex. Bases 1 to 597 code for a protein of 198 amino acids. NCBI's taxonomy places the organism in Eukaryota, Fungi, Ascomycota, Eurotiomycetes, Eurotiales, Aspergillaceae. Gene Ontology annotation, biological process: tRNA threonylcarbamoyladenosine modification; telomere maintenance via recombination. The transcript has 3 exons. The record is from RefSeq and is a predicted model, not a curated record.